GGUAAACACGCUGGGGUGAGGAGGGGUAUAUAAACUUCACUUAGAAGUUAAACCCUAAUUCACUGCCGCCUAACCCUCUAUUGAACAGUUUCUUCUUCCCUUUCGAUCUCUCGUCCACCCUCUGAUGGUGAAGCCGCAAGCGCGACACAUCUCCUCUUAUCUCUCAUCUCUCAUCUCCUCGACCGGAGAUCCAAAUCACAAGGUGAGAAGAGCAGUCACCGGUGGAGAUGGGGAAGCAACACCCACCAACGUCGAAGGACGAGUU
This is a messenger RNA of Linum tenue, 265 nucleotides long. Lineage: Eukaryota; Viridiplantae; Streptophyta; Magnoliopsida; Malpighiales; Linaceae. The record is from the annotation of a GenBank genome assembly.